AUGGGGUGGUUAAGGGUAAAAGAGGUGUGUAUUUUGGUGAUGAUUCUAAUGGUGUUGGUUGAGGGCCAAGAAAAUGAUGAUUUCAACACUAGUGAUCCAACGGUCAUGAAGCGGUUGACGGAGUUAGCCAACCUCCGUGUCUCCACCGUCACGUCUAAUCUUAUACACACGCAGAUGGCUCACAAGGCCACUUUUUGUGUCACUGACCCGGAAGAGGAGUGGAAUAAAUCUUUUAACUAUUCUUCUAAUUUGGAUUUCUUGUCCAAAUGCAUUACUCUAACUCAAGGUGAUUUGGCACAGAGAUUAUGCUCAGCAGCAGAGCUGAAAUUCUACUUCACAAACUUCAUUGCUAACACAAGAUCAGCAGCUUCCUUCCUCAAACCAAACAUCAACUGCAAUUCGACCACUUGGGUUUCGGGCUGCGAACCUGGAUGGGCUUGCACUCUUGGCACCAAUCAGCCUCCCACUCUCACACAAUCCCAGCAAAUUCCGGCCCGAACUAACAACUGUCAGCCUUGCUGCGAGGGCUUCUUCUGCCCUCAGGGCCUCACAUGCAUGAUACCUUGUCCGUUGGGUGCUCACUGCCCCCAGGGGGUUCACAAUGCCUUGACUGGAUUAUGCGACCCAUAUAUGUACCAGUUGCCUCUCGGGCUGCCAAAUCAUACGUGUGGAGGGGCUAAUAUCUGGGCGGAUGUUAGCAGAGGCGGUUCCAUGUUUUGCUCUGCAGGCUCCUAUUGUCCAACCAACACACAAAAAAUCCCUUGUUCUAGCAGGCACUACUGCCGUAUGGGAUCCACUUCUGAGACUCGAUGCUACAGAUUGACAUCAUGCAAUGCCAACACAACAAGGCAGAAUAUAAGCCAAUAUGGAUGCAUGUUGAUUGUUGGUAUCAGCGUCAUGCUAUUCGUCUUCUACAACUGUUACGGGAAAGUCAUCACAAUCAGGGAAAGGAGGUAUGCCAGAUCAAGGGAGACUGCAGUGAAGAGCAUGAAGGAAAGUGCUCGAGCACAAGCAAGAUGGCUUGCUGCAGUGGAGACUAUCAGAAGGAGAGCAGCCGAGAUUUCCCAUUCAUUUUCACGUAAAAAUAUCAUCGUACCUAAUGAUCUGCAGCUUAGUGAUGUGUCUGGAGUAGAAGCAGCUUAUCCUCAAGAACGGGAAAUCGAAGAGUUUCCUGAUAGUUUUGAACACGUGGAUCCAGAAACUGGAGGUGUGGACCAGAAUGAGGUUAAGGUGAAACAUAUUAGGACAAAUACUCAAAUUUUCAAGUACGCUUAUUCUCAAAUCGAAAGGGAGAGAGCUGUCUCUGGAGUGAGUUCAAUGACUAUGGUUAGUGAGGUGAGGAGAAGGCCUACAAUUGAGAUCGCAUUCAGAGAUCUUACAGUGACGUUGAAACAGAAAAAGCUACGUCUUUUAAGGUCUGCCAAUGGAGAAAUACUGCCUGGUCGGAUCACUGCUGUUAUGGGGCCAUCUGGGGCAGGAAAGACGACCAUGCUCUCAGCCCUGGCCGGGAAAACAGUUGGAUGCUCGGUAGCUGGCUUGGUUCUGAUAAAUGGGGAGGUGGAGUCAAUACGCUCGUACAAAAAGAUCGUUGGAUUUGUGCCACAGGAUGAUGUUGUUCAUGGGAAUUUAACAGUGGAAGAGAAUAUCUGGUUUAGUGCCAAUUGCAGACUUUCAGCAGUUCUGCCAAAAGUAGAAAAAGUACUUAUUGUUGAAAGAGUCAUUGAAUCCCUCGGGCUGCAGCCAGUGCGGAGCUCCUUGGUUGGCACUGUGGAGAAACGAAGCAUCUCUGGAGGGCAGAGGAAGCGCGUGAAUGUGGGGUUGGAGCUAGUGGUGGAACCUUCACUCUUGUUCCUAGACGAACCAACCUCUGGAUUGGACAGCUCCUCAUCUCAGCUCCUUCUCAGAGCUCUCAAACGCGAAGCUCUUGAAGGCGUGAACAUAUGCGCAGUUGUCCACCAGCCAAGCUAUUCCUUGUUCAACAUGUUUGAUGACUUGAUACUUCUAGCUAAGGGGGGCCUCACUGCCUACCAUGGGGCAGUUAGGGAUGUCGAGGAUUACUUUGCAGGCCUUGGUAUCAAUGUUCCCGACCGCAUCAAUCCACCAGACUACUUCAUAGAUGUUUUGGAAGGAAUGGUGAAGCCUCACACCAGCACUGGUGUAACCUAUGAAGAGCUUCCCCUUAGAUGGAUGCUCCACAAAGGCUAUCCCGUUCCACCAGACAUGCAACGGACCAUCUCUGGCGUUGGUCUGCCUGCAAACUAUGCCAACUCAAGAAAUCAAGAAAAUCUAGAGUUCUUGCAUAAUCUGAAAUACAGAGUAGAAGCACUGCUUGAUGUAGUAGGCAACACCUUCUUGAAGCCGAACGACUUGUCUAGGAGGCAAACUCCAUCAAUUAUUGCACAGUAUCGAGACUUCCUUGCAAGGGUGGCCAAGCAACGCCUUCGAGAAGCUAGAAUCCAAGCCAUAGACUAUCUCAUACUGUUGCUUGCCGGUGCUUUUAUGGGUCUCAUUGCUAAAUCAGGAGAUGAAAACUUUGGCGCUCCUGGUUACACCUACACUGUUAUAGCUACUUCCCUGCUGUGCAAGAUCGCGGCUCUGAGAACGUUCUCUCUGGACAAGCUGCAGUACAAGAGGGAACGAGCUUUGGGCAUCAGCAGCCUUGCACAUUUUGUGGCCAAGGACACAAUAGACCAUUUCAACACACUGAUCAAGCCAUUGGUGUACCUCUCCAUGUUCUACUUCUUCAGCAAUCCAAGAUCAACCUUCCUAGACAACUACAUCGUCUUGCUUUGCCUCGUUUACUGUGUGACGGGUGUAGCUUUCACGUUGGCAAUCUUCCUAGAACCCGGUCCAUCUCAGCUGUGCUCUGUGCUUCUACCAGUAGUUCUGACUCUCCUCUCAACUCAACCCAAAGACAGCCAAUUUAUCAAGAUUUUGACAAGAAUGUGUUAUCCAAGCUGGGCUUUAGAAGCAUUCAUAGUCUCGAACGCUAAGAGCUACCACGGUGUGUGGCUCAUACAACGGUGUGGUGCACUGCUCAAAACGGGCUACAAUUUGCACGACUGGGCUCUUUGUAUAUCGCUCCUUAUAGCUACUGGUGCAGGUUGCCGCGUUUUUGCUUUCGUCGGUAUGUUAGCAUUACAGAACAAGUGAAAGCAAAGCAAAGGUGGGAAUUUGUAUUUGGGAUGUGCCUUGCAGAUAUUGAUCAUAUCUCAGCUCACAAAUUGUAUAUGUACAAACUCAUACUCCAA
Molecule: messenger RNA, 3251 nt
Organism: Salvia hispanica
Lineage: Eukaryota; Viridiplantae; Streptophyta; Magnoliopsida; Lamiales; Lamiaceae
Product: ABC transporter G family member 24-like
Biological process (GO): transmembrane transport
Cellular component (GO): membrane
Molecular function (GO): ATP hydrolysis activity; ATP binding; ABC-type transporter activity
Source: RefSeq, a predicted model, not a curated record